Messenger RNA from Austrofundulus limnaeus, 5974 nucleotides. It is a transcript of the gene zdhhc8b, whose product is annotated as zDHHC palmitoyltransferase 8b. Gene Ontology annotation, molecular function: palmitoyltransferase activity. NCBI's taxonomy places the organism in Eukaryota, Metazoa, Chordata, Actinopteri, Cyprinodontiformes, Rivulidae. The record is from RefSeq and is a predicted model, not a curated record. Gene Ontology annotation, biological process: protein palmitoylation.
AAAAAAAGUUGAGAAAUGCUUUUGGGGUUUUUUAAGCGAAGCUCCACCUUUUCUAGCGGUUCCGUGACCUCAGCAGUGGGCUGGAUGGUGAGGGUGGGACUUCCAGGCUUUCAGAGAGCUCCGAGUGGAUUCCUGCCCACUGACGGCUUGGACCUAUGCGGCUUCAGCGACGGCAGAGGCGGGGGACUGGUUCGUUCGUGUCCACGGACUGAGAGAGGACCACUACACGCCGGGCGUCUCUUUUUCUACAUGCGUCUACAACCRGGGAUAAAUAACCGAGGAAUGUGGAGGAUACAGAAUGCCCAACAGCGCUGGAAAGAGAUUUAAACCCACCAAAUACAUCCCGGUGUCCACUGCUGCCACACUGCUUGUGGGAUCGACCACUUUAUUCUUCGUUUUCACGUGCCCCUGGUUAACAAAGGUCAUCUCUCCUGCUGUGCCUCUCUACAAUGGCCUGGUCUUCCUCUUCGUCUUGGCCAACUUCAGCAUGGCCACCUUCAUGGACCCUGGGAUUUACCCCAGAGCCGACGAGGAUGAGGACAAGGACUUCGACCAUCACUGUCCCUGGGUGAACAACUGCAUAGGACGGCGGAACUACCGCCACUUCUUCCUCUUCCUGCUGUCAUUAAGUGUCCACAUGGUGGGAGUUUUCUCCUUCGGCCUCAUCUUCGUCCUCCACCACAGAGAGAAACUGGGAGAACUGCACACCACCGUCACCAUGGUGGUGAUGUGCAUAGCAGGGCUUUUCUUUAUUCCAGUCAUGGGUCUCACAGGUUUCCACAUGGUGCUUGUGGCUCGAGGUCGAACAACCAACGAGCAGGUGACGGGCAAGUUCCGUGGAGGAGUAAAUCCUUUCACCAAGGGUUGCUGUGGCAACGUGGAGUAUGUCUUAUGUAGUCCACAGGCACCCAGGUAUGUGUUGGAUCCCAGGAAAAAAACCCACAUCAAAAUCCAGCCCCCCUUCAUCAGACCUGACCUCUCAGACCGGCAAGUCACCAUCAAGGUCAGCGACAACGGAAUCCACAGCACAAUUAUCAACUCCAAGUCCAAAAGCAGCAUUGAUGGUCUGGACGGCAAAGAAACUCAGCCGCCGCUGCCACCCAAGGCUGAAAGGUACAACCAGCUGAAGGGCCAGCUGACUUCCAGUGAAGAAAGUUCUCUUUCUGGAAAAACCCACCCCUCCACUCCAGCCAUGUACAAAUUCAGGCCCUCCUUUGGUACCAUGCCUAAAGUCCACUACCACGCCACUGGAGAUAAGAUUGUUCUGUCCGAUGAACGAAAGAACUCAGCCAUCAUGGAAGAAGGCGUGCGCGGUCAUGACUACAAAUCGGAGCCAAACCUGGACCUGCCCGAGUACGCCAACGCUCCUCUUCACCGCACUUUCCAGUCCUCGCCUUAUCAGCUGGACUCUGAUCCCACCAACUCACGYUCCCUCAGCUUAAAGCAAGGUCACCGUCGGCUGGAGAAGGGCCAACUCCACGCACUGCCGCCCCAGACGGUCUCUUCCACCCCGUACAAGGGAGCCUUCUCGCCCAGCACCCUCUCCAACCGAAACGGCAGCCUGUCUUAUGACAGCCUGCUGAACCCCAGCAUCUCUCCAGCCAGUGCCAACGAGUGCGCGGCCCACCGCGGCAUGCCCUCCAUGGGGUUCCAUUCACCCUACCUGCCCACCAAAAUGUGCCACRUCCGGGAACCUGAAAUGYACAGGCAACAAGUUGCGCAGACCUACAGUCCGGUGAUGCCCCCCAGGGGGAGAGGCAGGCAAUCCCCUCACCUCAGAGACAGAGACCCCUCUCCUGUGCGCUACGAUAACCUCUCCCAGACCAUCAUGGCCUCCAUCCAGGAGCGAAAGGAGAUGGAGGAGAGGGAGAAGCGGCAGAUGCUGCACGGGCGCUCCCACACCCAUAUCUACGCCCAGGACUCGGGCGUGUUUGACGGAGGUUACGGUCUACCCACCCCUGCGUGCUUCCCAGACGGGUCACGUGGCCCCGUCUCAAGGGGCCCAACGCCCCCCGCCUACGGAGGCUCCAGGGACAACCUGAUGGGGGUCGGGCUGGCGAGCUAUGGACAAAGAACCCCCGUGUUACGGCACGCAGGCUCCGCUCUGGGCCGCGCCCCUCGGACUUCCUCCACCUCCCUGCACACGGAUCACAGCAGCACCAACAGCAGCCAGAGCAGGGCGCUGGGCCACGAGGGCUCUUAUCGCUCCCCGGCCCACCAGCCCCGCUCCCCCGCCGUGCCCCGCUCCCCCUCCUACUCUCAUCAGAAACUCUCCUACAUCAGUGCUCACGAGAGGACAGACUCGCCUCGGCUAGGGGGCCCAAGAGAGGCCAUGAAAGUUAAUGGGCAGAUGGACUGCCACCUGAGCACCCAGGGUGCCCCCCUCAGCCCAGGUCGUCACAGUAACGUCAAAAAGGUGACAGGUGUAGGAGGUACCACGUAUGAAAUAUCCGUGUGAACAAGGACAUCACCUCUGCCUUUAACCACACCAUCCUGCUCCAAAAAAAAAAAAACCCCUCUUCACACAGGCAGUAAGGGGCUCUUAGUCGUUUCCGUUUGACCCUCCGAUCAGACAGACUGCUCCUGUACGAACCCCUCCUGAAGGAGGAGGAGGUCAGUUAAUCACGCCACAAACUCUGCUGUAUGUGUCRUUUUAAAUCUGUGACUCGUCGUCUUGGUUAUAGGAUUGAACCGUCCAACAAAACUGUCGGUGUCUCUCAGCUCUUCGUUGCAGACGACUUGCAACAAAGUUUACUCCAGUAAAGACUGAGAGGCAAAUGAGACAAAAAAAAAAAAAAAAGCCCGCCAACAUCCUUCAUCACGGGUAAGAAGACUCCUUCCUGAGUCGGCUGACUUCAAGGUGCUUCACUUGAACUUGUACUGUUCAUGUUGUCUUUGGCACAUGCGAGGGACGUUUAUGACUGUAGGGAUGCUGACGUGGGGCGAGAAGAGAAGCUCGUGGUUAUGGAGGGGAAAGCUGUUUGGUCAAGUCUGGUGGUUGCAUUUUAAAUUCAAUGAGAAAUGCUAGCUUUAUAUUGAAAAGAGAGGCUAAAUUUAUCUUUGUUUAAAAAAAAAUAUAUAUAUUUUCUCAGGAAUUAAUGCAACCAGCAGAGCUGCUUGUUGACAUGAAUUCAUACUUUUUUUUAAUGUGUUCUUUGAUGUUGAUUACAUAUUUWUAGGGCUUGAAUGAAGCUUUUACUCUCUGGCUUUAUUCCCCUCAUAAAGAGCGGUGGGGUGGUGAACCACACACCUUUUUUCUGAGGUUCUGACCGAUACAAGAGUGAGACUGAUACAGGUCUGUUCUGGGAGACCAGAAUACCUCAUCUCAGUAUUUCUCCUAAACAAGUGCAGCCUUGCUAAACCCACACUCCACACACCUGAGAAAAAGAAGUUUAAAAAUCAUACCAUCUGAAGGAAAAAAAGUGAUGUUAAAAACACAAAAAAAGAACCAAGUUUUAGUUAUUUUACAUACAUACUCAAAAGUGAAAACAUUUUUAUUUUUUAUAAAACAUUAAGCCAGGAAUGGAUGCUACACAUUGAGAUUUUUCUCAAUUAUGAAUUAUACAUUUGGUAAACAAAUCUAAUCUAACCUACAUAAAUGUUGUGUAAAAGAAGUGAUGUAAUGAAUACUUAGAGUUAUGAAGAUAAACAUCAAAGUUGCUCUUUGGUGAGUGAAUAUCCUUUUUUUAAAGUUACAAUUGAAUACAAGUCAAUGAUUGUGCUUUUCUCUCUCUUACACACACACUCACUACCAGGAACUGGAAACAGGUGACAUCAGCGCUGAGUGAAAACUCAGUUUGAAGCAGCUGUCUGGUACAGCUCAGGUAUUAUUCAAUGACUGUUUUUUUUUYCUUUUGGCUGUUAAAUGUCCAAACAUGCUAAUUUUACCUAUUUAAUAAAGAGUUAAAAACAAGUGGACAGUGACAGAACGAGCUAAAUGUGAUAUUUAUUUGCAUUAUGUCGACACAUUUGCAUUAUGAAUAAAAACCAUUGUUGCCUUUAGAGAAGAAAAGUUGUUUCUUACGCAACAAAGUGUGUCUGAAACACUGUUAUACACUUAAGGGACAAUGUGAUAUCAUUAGUAUUUUGUAUUAAGCAGUAUGUGACUUUUGGAUUGGGUGAACUUAAAAUGUAGUUUUUGUUUAAAAUUAAAUUUUGUAAUUUACAAAAUUAUUAUUUUUUGUGUUCCAUUGUUUAAUUUCUCUAAAUCACACAGCAAUGGUGAUCGUCUCACUGUUGUCAGACUUGGAUGUUUACAACACACAGUAAAUAGAAAACAUCUGUCAAAAUGCCAGAUUUUUGUGACACAAAAAUAAUUUUGAAAUCUUUUAAUGUGACAUAGAUUUUGUACAUUUCACCUGAUACCAACAAAUGCAGGUGAAAAAUGUUUUUUUUUAAAUGCAACAAGCUGGUUAAAUAAAUGUGCACAGCUUAAACUUAAUACUUGGUUCGAAGUAUUUUUAUUACAUCCUUCCACUUUGAUUAUUUUUAUUUGUUCGGUUUCUUCUAAAAAUACGUCAAACUGCUAGGAUUUUAAUCUAGACUUUGGUGAGAGUGUCCCAAAACUUUUGAAUUUCCUUUGGUGAAGCCAUUUUUAUUAUUGUUGAUUUGGAUGUAUGUUCAGUCACUGUCAUGCUGAAACAAAUCUUUAGCUUUCUAGCAGAGACCUGAAGGUUUUAGGUCAAACUGAACAGAUUAAUUAUUUAAUCUACCUUGACUGCAGCUCUGCACUGUGAUGCUGCCACCAGGUUUUAAAGUACCAGGAGGUAUGGCAUUUCUUUGAUUUACUUAUUUGGUGGCAAAUACACCUUUCAGACUUAUGACCAAAUAAUCCUGAUAACCUGCAACCCUGCUUCACUGUCCAGACGUGGAGCUUCCUGUUGCUGCAGGCCUGGUGGCAGCCUCCCUGACCAGUUUCUGUCAGUUUUGGUGAUGAUUUCUCUACAUCUUGAUGACUGCCUUCACAUUGUUAAYGGAAAUAUAAUAGGGCUGUAAAUUACCGGCUUUAUCAUAAUGAUACAUUUUUGUUUUGAGGACAAAACGUUUAUCACCAAGUGUCAUUAAAUGAUUUCAAUUCAUUGACAAAGUCUGUGAUCAAUAUCAGAUAUCCAUAACAAUCACUUGUGUCAGACGGGCAUACAUCGAUCCAUAUCAGUCAUUAUGUGGAUCGAUGUUUUUUGUUUUACCUUGAUUUAACUGAAUCAUUUAAUCGACAUACUGAAGUGGAUAAAUGUAGUUACACCUCCAAUAUCUAAUAUUAAGCAUGUUUCCUUCCCUUGACUGAUAUCUUUUAACAAAAAGUUCAUUUUAACAUUGGAUGAAACUGAGUAAACAUCAGGAAAACCCUGCCAGAACAGCUGAAUGUCACUUCAACUGGUGGCAGCUUCUUCACACCAGAAAGCUGCAAAUUGUAUUAAAAAAAGGGUGUGCACACUUCUGUAAGCAGCUUCCUGCUUCUGUUCACCCCUUUUCUCAUAAAAAUAUAUAUAUUUUUGCUUUUCACUUGAACUGUACUUGUCACAUUAAAAGGUGGGAAGUUUUGAAAUGAUUUAUCAGGAUCAUUUUUGUGUCACAAAAACCUGCCCGUUUGAAAGGUUUGGCCUUUCACACCUGCGUUCCACUCAGCUGCCUUACUUAGUUCGUUGUAAGGCUGCAAUAAAAAGGCGUGAUGGGAAAAAUGAAUGGAACAUCUUGAAAUACCAAACUACGUCUUUGAUAUCAAUGCGUCUCUGUAAUCUGCUGGAUCACAACUCAAAAUGAAAAUCGAUGUCAUUCCUCCUUAAGAUGACUGCCAUUAGUUUGUUUCUUUUUUUAAGGAUGGAUAUCACUGCAGGUCAGGGGCCAUUCCUGACCGUUUCUGAAACAAAUGAUGUAUAAAACAGAAGACAUUCUAACUGUAUGUGUGUUCCUAUUUUUGUGAAGAAGAAAUAUUCCCAGUGAACUGAGCAAACUAAAUAAAACUUUCCAACUUUGA